Siniperca chuatsi (mandarin fish) is the source of this 5590-nucleotide messenger RNA. RefSeq names its product roundabout, axon guidance receptor, homolog 3 (Drosophila) (gene robo3). Gene Ontology annotation, cellular component: plasma membrane; axon. Gene Ontology annotation, molecular function: protein binding. The coding region runs from base 520 to 4743 and encodes 1407 amino acids. Gene Ontology annotation, biological process: axon guidance; cell-cell adhesion. The transcript is spliced from 28 exons. Lineage: Eukaryota; Metazoa; Chordata; Actinopteri; Centrarchiformes; Sinipercidae. The record is from RefSeq and is a predicted model, not a curated record.
GUGAGCAGGCUGUAGUACUCCACUCCCAGCAGCGGAGCAGAGAGCAGAGAGCAGCGGGGAGAAGACAUGGAGCUCUGUGCUUAACUGAGCGGACUUUUCCUCUCAGCGCGAUGACUGCGUGUACUUCGGGACUAUUUCACUGUCAGAGGAAGGCGUCAUGAACGCGUCUCCUCUCUGAUGUUCAUGUGAAAACGGGAGAGAACGGGGUUGACGGACCGGGCGCUGCCUGCCACUUACAGCCGCCUCUCCUCGCAUCACCUGCGGAUGGUGUUUUCCUGGACUCUCCGCGGGCGGAAAAGUUACUGUGUGGGAUGUUGGAACUUCGAAUUGAAUUGUACAGCGGCUCAGAUGCUGCCUGAGCAGUUUGAUGCAGUUUGCGGAGAUUUCGUCCUGUAGACGGGAAUUCACUUGCACGCCUGUUUGGACACAUCACUGCUGCUGGACAGCCUGUCUCACAAACUGGGCUGUUUCUGAAGACUGUGACCAACAUUAUCUACCUAUGAAAUAUCGGAGUGUAUAAUGGAGUACCGCCGGACUUUGGUUCCCCUACUGGUUUUAUUUGCACUCAGAACUUUGGCAUAUGGAUCCCGACCCAGGUUAGAGGAUGCGCCUCCCCGGAUCGUAGAACACCCGUCUGAUCUGAUCGUGUCCAAGGGUGAGCCGGCUACCCUCAACUGUAAGGCCGAGGGACGGCCGACUCCAAUGGUGGAAUGGUACAAAGAUGGCGAGCGUGUCGAGACUGAUCGAGAGGACCCUCGAUCCCACCGGAUGCUGUUACCCAGCGGCUCCCUCUUCUUCCUGCGAAUUGUACACGGGAGGCGUAGCAAACCCGAUGAAGGCGUCUAUGUGUGUGUGGCGCGCAACUACCUGGGCGAGGCAGUCAGUCGCAAUGCAUCGCUGGAGGUGGCAAUUCUGAGAGAUGACUUCCGUCAAACGCCCAGUGAUGUGGUGGUAGCCGCAGGUGAGCCGGCUGUCAUGGAGUGUAUCCCCCCCAGAGGCCAUCCUGAGCCCACCAUCUCUUGGAAGAGAAACAACAUCCGGGUCAAUGACCGAGAUGAGAGGAUCACUAUCCGAGGAGGAAAGUUGAUGAUUUCCAACACCAGGAAAAGUGAUGCUGGCAUGUAUGUGUGUGUUGGAACCAACAUGGUAGGAGAGAAAGACAGUGAUCCUGCUGAACUCGUGGUGUUUGAGAGGCCAGUGUUCACCAAACAGCCGGUGAACCAGGUGGUGUUGGCAGACGACACGGUGGACUUCUUUUGCGAGGUGCACGGAGACCCAACUCCGACUGUCCGCUGGCGGAGAGAGGAGGGAGAGUUGCCCCGGGCCAGAUUUGAGAUCCGCAGUGACAACAGCCUGCGUCUGACCCAGGUGCGAGGUGAGGAUGAGGGCACUUACACCUGUGUGUCAGAGAACAGCGUGGGCAAAGCCGAGGCCUCGGGUACCCUGCAAGUGCACGUCGGCCCAUCCAUGCCCCCUCAGAUUGUGGUUCGGCCACGGGACCAGAUCACAGCUCCGGGUCGCACUGUAACAUUCCUCUGUGGCACCAAAGGAAAUCCUCCACCAGCUGUCUUUUGGCAGAAAGAAGGCAGCCAGAUCUUGCUGUUCCCCAUCCAGGAGCCGUCACAGUCAGGUCGUUUCUCUGUGGCGCUGAGUGGUGAGCUGACCAUCGCCGACGUCCAAGUCGAAGACUCCGGCUAUUACAUCUGCCAGGCCAUCAGUGUGGCUGGCAGCAUCCUUACUAAAGCCCUGCUCGAGGUGGAAAGUGCACCUUCAGACCGCGUCCCGCCCAUCAUCCGCCAGGGACCAGCCAAUCACACUUUAGCUCCUGGUUCCACCACUCAGUUACACUGCCACAUCAUGGGCAACCCCAUCCCCAGCAUCCAAUGGGAGAAAGACGGCCAGAGGAUCCUGGGAAACGAUGGUCGAAUCAGCUUGAUGGAAAACGGCACCUUCCAAAUCACCAACCUCCAGGAAACGGACUCCGGGGUUUACACCUGCCUGGCUUCCAGCUCCAGCGGAGAGACGAGUUGGAGUGCAGUGCUCACAGUCAAAGAGAGUGCAGACCCAUCAGUAGCUCAGGCCACAGAGCCCUUCCAGUUGCCAGGUCCGCCGCACAAACCCAUAGUCACAGAUGUGUCCAAGAACAGCGUCUCUCUGACCUGGCAACCCAACGCCCACGAGGGAGGAGCUGCUGUCACCUCCUACAUCAUCGAGGCCUUCAGCCAAUCAGCAGGCAGCACAUGGCAGACCGUAGCUGACAUGGUCAAGAUGGAAACACACACAAUCACCGGGCUUCUCCCCAACACCAUCUACCUGUUCAUAGUCCGAGCUGUCAACGCCUAUGGCCUGAGUGACCCGAGCCCCAUCUCUGAGCCUGUCAGAACGCAAGACGUGAGUCCUACAGGUCAGGGAGUGGACCACAGGCAGGUGCAGAGGGAGCUGGGAGAGGUGGCUGUCCAGCUGCAAGAGCCUGUCACGCUAACACCAGCUUCCAUCCGAGUAUCCUGGACUGUUGACCGUCAGUCUCAGUACGUCCAGGGCUACCGUCUCUUCUACCGACCCAGCGGGGGGAGCUGGAUCCUCCAGGACAUCAACUCCCCCUCCGAACGCAGCACCGUCCUCACCAACCUGCUCAAAGGAACUGAGUAUGAGAUAAAGAUCCGGCCCUAUUUUGAUGAAUUCCAGGGCAAGGACAGCCGAACGCUACUGGUUCGAACCCCAGAAGAAGUUCCCAGCGCCCCACCCAGAGCUGUUACAGUGGCAACAGUGAAGCUAAGCAACAGCUCCAGCAUCAGCGUCUCCUGGGAGCCUCCACCCAGCGAAAUGCAGAAUGGCAUCAUCCAGGAGUACAGGGUUUGGUGCGUGGGCAACGGCGGUGAUAACCAGACGCGCUACUACAUCAACAAGACGGUGGACGGAAACACGUUGUCCACAGUGUUGAAAGGCCUGAUGCCCGCCGUGCUCUACCAUGUGGAGGUGGCGGCGGUGACCAGCGCCGGCAUCGGCACCCGCAGUCAGCCGGUGUCUGUUCUCAUCAAGCUGCCAGCUGAACAGCCCUCCAUGCCAGGCGGCGGAGGCGGUGGUGGCACUAGCGACAGCGGCGACGAGAGCAGCGUGAGUCUGGCCGAGCAGAUCACCGAUGUGGUCAAGCAGCCGGCGUUCAUCGCGGGCAUCGGCGGAGCCUGCUGGGUCAUCCUCAUGGGCUUCAGUGUCUGGAUCUACUGCCGGCGCAAGAAGAGGAAGGAGCUGAGCCACUACACUGCCUCCUUCGCCUACACACCAGCAGUUGGUUUCCCUCAUGGAGAGGGAUCAGGACUCAACGGAAGGCCCGGCGUGCUGGGAGGCAACAUGGGCAACUACCCAUGGCUGGCAGACUCUUGGCCCACCACCAACCUGGUCCACAGCGGUAAAGAGGCCGUCAACUGCUGCACCACCAACCACGACACAGCGGAGAGAUACUACAAUGAAGCUGGUAUCUCUAACUACCUGAAUCAGACGGAGAAGUACAGCAUGGGUGGCUCCACCGAAGGUCCCAUUUACAGCACCAUCGACGCCACCAGCGAGGACCUGCACAGCUUCACCUACGCCCAGCACACCUCCACCACCCCCUACGCCUCCACCUCCAUCAUGCCUUUCACCAACCAGACGCAGGCGCCGGCCCACGGCGGCGAGCAACUGGACGAUGGCCACUGGAUCACCCAGCCGGGGACCUCCGGAGCUCAGUACGCCCAGCCGGACCGCUGCAACGGUAAGCCCAAGCAGAAGGCCAUGGGUAAGGCUGUCAAGACCCCGUCUCUGACCUGGAUGGAGGCGUUGCCCCUACCUCCCCCCGUUGGAGAGCUGGAACAGUGUGAGCAGGACGACCAGCUCCCAGAGCACGAGGACAUGGACAUAGGCUCGGAUGAGGAGUGGUGUCCUCCCCUCCCAGAGAGGACCUACCUGAUGGAAGGCUGCGAGGAGGGACCCGCUCCCCCACAGAGGAACAACGCCUCCUCUCCGGCCACCUCCUACAGUCACCAAUCCACUGCCACACUCACCCCGUCGCCUCACGAGGAGGCCCGAGCCCCCCCUGACCUCCCCCGCCUCAACCAGCUAGAUGGCCAGCAGCUGUCACGCAGACGGUUGCCCUGCGGUCCAGUGCCAGCUCUCCAGGCGACGAGCCCGCCGCUCACCCAGUCCAACCCCAACCUCUCUGGCCAACAGCAUCACGGCUCAUCGGAGGUUGGCACGCUGCAGUGCCAAAGUCCUGCCCAUCGCUGCCCCCACAGCCAGGGGCCGGCUCUGAAUGAAGACAACGUCAGCGCGACUACACCCGUGCACAGUCGCUCAUCCCCAGCAGAUACAUGCACUCCUCCCAACCAAAAAUCACGAGUGAAAAAAAAGGUGUCUAAGAGUUCAGCCUACAGGAGAGAUAUACAAGGAGACCUGCCCCCACCUCCGGAGCCACCCCCAGAGGAGGCCAGGUUGCAGGGCCCCCAGGGGUGCAUGGAGGCCUGCGGUGUGCUGAACGGCGCUCUGUCCUCCCUGGAGAGGAGCGAAUACAGCAGCAGUAGCCACCAACGGAAAGGCUCGGGACAGCGACACACUGACAAUGAGGAGAUGAUGCCGUACAGCAGUAAGGCCAGUUACCUUUCCAGGAGCCAGAUGUCCAGUAACUGCUCGACCACAGGAAGCUCCUCAUCCAGAGGCUCCACGGGCUCCCGAGGGCUCAACUCGGCCAGAAAACACGAGGAAAUGAGAUAAGGACACCAGUGACUCUGUCAGUGUACCUCCGAUGCCUCCAUCAUCCACCAUAUUUCCACUGUGGACACAAUGAGCUGGACAAGAGGAAAAGAGGUUUUGAGUUUCAGGAUACCAGACUCUGUGUCAUUGCUGUGAAAGAAAGAACGACUGACUUUACAUCAUGCUUUUGGUAUUACUAUGAUUAUUUAUGAGCUACCGAGUUCACUCCUCUCCCUUGAUUUGUAAAUACCUGUGUCUGUACUGUUCUUUUGUGGGCUCUGGAUACAGGGAAAGAGACGUAUAUUGUAUUUAUGAGGAUAAAAAAAAACAAUGUAAAAAAAAAAAAAAGUCUGUUAUUAUAAAAAAAAGCUCAUGUCUUCUUGAAUGUGCCAACUUUUUUGUCAAAAUGUAUACUUUUUGGAAAAGCAUUAACUACUGUUGCACUCUCGUUGUGAUGGCAAAACAACAGAAAAUAUGAAGCACAAAGUGUGUUUGCUGGUUGAGAGGGGCGGUCGGAAAAGCCAAAACGAGCGGGUCCUCGCUCCCGGAAGGACGCUUCCCCACCGGGAUCCCUGCACCCAUGUAGUCCGCUAAGAAUGUCAUACUUUUCUAUGUUUCCUUUAGGUUUCUCUGCAGCAACAUGUUCCAGUGUGCCAGCAGACAGACAGGCUUUAUAAAAGUUUGAUUGUAACCCCUCCCACGCCUCUCCUGUCCCCUCCGCUUGUUCGUCUGAGGGACCGUUUGCUGCAGUUGUGAGAUAAAAUUUGCAUAUACUCCUUCCAAAACAAACAAAACAGUGUCUGUGGACUGACUUUUUUGUACUCUUGUUGUUUUGUAAAUGUACAAUAAAAUACAUUUGCUGAUCUAA